Zophobas morio is the source of this 1107-nucleotide messenger RNA. RefSeq lists its product as uncharacterized. Gene Ontology annotation, cellular component: nuclear pore outer ring. The transcript has 10 exons. Gene Ontology annotation, molecular function: protein binding; structural molecule activity. NCBI's taxonomy places the organism in Eukaryota, Metazoa, Arthropoda, Insecta, Coleoptera, Tenebrionidae. Bases 1 to 1107 code for a protein of 368 amino acids. The record is from RefSeq and is a predicted model, not a curated record.
AUGCUCCAAUUACAGUCGUUCCAAGUGCUAGACUGGCUCCCGCAUUCUCUUGAUUUCAACUCCAUCGAGCAUGCAUGGCACGAUGUACAAUUUGAUUAUUUUGGUCGCAAACUUGCUACUUGCUCUUCGGAUAAAACAAUUGUUAUACGAGAAUACAUAGCGGAUAAUAAGAUUAAUAUAAACGAAAGCUACGAAGAGGCUAAUAUUUCUUCUGAGCAUAAUCGAUUUUUUGAUUUAAAUAAAUUUCAACACACAGCAACUUUAAGAGGCCACACCGGCCCCGUUUGGGAGCUUUCUUGGUGCCAUCCUCUGCACGGCAUCCCUCUUUUGGCUUCUUGCUCCGAAGAUGGAGAUGUGAAAAUAUGGGCGCAAAAAAGAAAUCUUUUAACGUUUGAUUUCAAAAAUGGAGAAAGUAAUGAAAAUACGCAUUUUGAUUGGUUUUGCGCGUGGACUAUAGAAAACGGGAGCGCGGUCACGUGCGUAAAAUGGGCGCCAUUUUACACCGAAUUUUCCAAGCCUGAUGAGCUCUAUUUAGCAUUUUCUUUGGCUUCUGGCGUUGCUAAGCUCUAUAAGUUUUUAGUGAACGAUAAGUUUAACGAUCUUUCCUUGUCUAUUAUAAACACUUCUUCAAUUGAUUGCUCGACAUCUUCUUGCAACGCCGUUGAUUGGUCCCCUCUGGGUCUCCACAUAGCGAUUGCCUCGUCCAACGGCGUUAUGAUAUAUUACGAGCUAGGAAAUUCAACCGUAAAUCUAAAUCCGCAUUAUCGUAUGCUCGACAACUAUUGGAUCCAAGAUAUUGCUUACUCUCCUUGUAAAAUUUCUCCACCAAUGAUUGGUGCUUGCGGAAUGGAUCACGAUAUUGGAAUGGUUUGGAUUUUAUACUUCGAUUCCAUAAAUGACGAAUGGAAAUGCAAUGAUAUAAAAAUACCCAAUAAAAUCAUAUGGCGCCUUUCUUGGUCUGAAAUGGGCCACGUGCUUGUGGUGUCUACUACUUCUCUUGACGAUGAUGAGGACGAGCAAGUGUUUGUAUUGAAAAGGCCAGUUGAUCUUUCAGAUGAUUGGAUCGUUGUGAACAUUGACGAUUUAUACGAUGAACACGUGGAAUAG